This is a messenger RNA of Equus caballus (horse), 12808 nucleotides long. RefSeq names its product protein tyrosine phosphatase receptor type T (gene PTPRT). Lineage: Eukaryota; Metazoa; Chordata; Mammalia; Perissodactyla; Equidae. Gene Ontology annotation, molecular function: protein tyrosine phosphatase activity; protein binding. The record is from RefSeq and is a predicted model, not a curated record. Gene Ontology annotation, cellular component: membrane. Gene Ontology annotation, biological process: protein dephosphorylation.
GCGCAGCGGCGCCGGCUCCGGGAGCCCAGCGGAGCCAGCCGGGCGCCCAGCGGCGCGCACAGCCUGCGGCCGCGCCGGCGAUGCGGGGCCGCCCCGCGCCCGCCCCAGUCCCGGCCCCGGCCCCCGCGGGAAGGGGCUGAGCCGCCCGCCGCCGCCCGGAUGGCGAGCCUCGCCGCGCUCGCCCUCAGCCUGCUCCUCCGGCUGCAGCUGCCGCCGCUGCCCGGCGCCGGGGCACAGAGCGCCGCAGGCGGCUGUUCCUUUGAUGAACACUACAGCAACUGUGGUUAUAGCGUGGCCCUGGGGACCAAUGGGUUUACCUGGGAACAGAUUAACACGUGGGAGAAACCAAUGCUGGACCCAGCGGUGCCUACAGGAUCCUUCAUGAUGGUGAACAGCUCAGGGAGGGCCUCUGGCCAGAAGGCCCACCUUCUCCUGCCGACCCUGAAGGAGAAUGACACCCACUGCAUCGAUUUCCAUUACUACUUCUCCAGCCGCGACAGGUCCAGCCCGGGGGCCUUGAAUGUGUAUGUGAAGGUGAACGGCGGGCCCCAGGGGAACCCUGUCUGGAAUGUGUCCGGGGUCGUCACCGAGGGCUGGGUGAAGGCAGAGCUUGCCAUCAGCACCUUCUGGCCACAUUUCUACCAGGUGAUAUUUGAAUCCGUCUCUUUGAAGGGUCAUCCUGGCUACAUCGCUGUGGACGAGGUCCGGGUCCUCGCUCAUCCAUGCAGAAAAGCACCUCACUUUCUGCGGCUCCAAAAUGUUGAGGUGAAUGUGGGGCAGAAUGCCACGUUUCAGUGCAUUGCUGGCGGGAAGUGGUCUCAGCAUGACAAACUUUGGCUCCAGCAAUGGAAUGGCAGGGAUACGGCCCUCAUGGUCACCCGCGUGGUCAACCACAGGCGCUUCUCGGCCACCGUCAGCGUGGCAGACACUGCCCAGCGAAGCGUGAGCAAGUACCGCUGUGUGAUCCGCUCCGAUGGUGGCUCCGGUGUGUCCAACUACGCCGAGCUGAUUGUGAAAGAGCCUCCGACACCAAUUGCCCCCCCAGAGCUGCUGGCUGUGGGGGCCACAUACCUGUGGAUCAAGCCAAAUGCCAACUCCAUCAUUGGGGACGGCCCCAUCAUCCUGAAGGAGGUGGAAUAUCGCACCACCACGGGCACCUGGGCCGAGACCCACAUAGUUGACUCUCCCAACUAUAAGCUGUGGCAUCUGGACCCUGAUGUGGAGUAUGAGAUCCGGGUGCUACUCACACGACCAGGGGAGGGAGGCACGGGACCGCCAGGGCCUCCGCUCACCACCAGGACCAAGUGUGCAGAUCCAGUGCACGGUCCGCAGAAUGUGGAGAUUGUGGACAUCCGAGCCCGGCAGCUGACCCUGCAGUGGGAGCCCUUUGGCUAUGCGGUGACCCGCUGCCACAGCUACAACCUCACGGUGCAGUACCAGUACGUGUUCAACCAGCAGCAGUAUGAGGCUGAGGAGGUCAUCCAGACAUCUUCCCACUAUACCCUGCGUGGCCUGCGCCCAUUCAUGACCAUCCGGCUGAGGCUGCUGCUGUCCAACCCGGAGGGCCGGAUGGAGAGUGAGGAGCUGGUGGUGCAGACGGAGGAGGACGUUCCAGGAGCUGUUCCUCUAGAAUCCAUCCAAGGGGGGCCCUUUGAGGAGAAGAUCUACAUCCAGUGGAAACCUCCCAAUGAGACCAAUGGGGUCAUCACACUCUAUGAGAUCAACUACAAGGCUGUUGGCUCCCUGGACCCGAGUGCCGACCUCUCCAGCCAGAGGGGGAAGGUGUUCAAACUCCGGAAUGAAACACACCACCUCUUUGUGGGUCUGUACCCAGGGACCACCUACUCCUUCACCAUCAAGGCCAGCACAGCAAAGGGCUUUGGGCCCCCCGUCACCACUAGGAUCGCCACCAAAAUCUCAGCUCCGUCGAUGCCUGAAUAUGACACAGACACCCCACUGAAUGAAACGGACACGACCAUCACGGUGAUGCUGAAGCCGGCUCAGUCACGGGGAGCCCCUGUCAGUGUUUAUCAGCUGGUUGUCAAGGAGGAGAGACUUCAGAAGUCACGGAGGGCAGCUGACAUCAUUGAGUGCUUUUCAGUGCCUGUAAGCUAUAGGAACGCCUCCAGCCUCGAUUCUUUACACUACUUUGCUGCUGAACUGAAGCCCGCCAACCUGCCUGUCACCCAGCCAUUUACAGUGGGUGACAACAAGACAUACAAUGGCUACUGGAACCCUCCUCUUUCCCCUCUGAAAAGCUACAGCAUCUACUUCCAGGCACUCAGCAAAGCAAAUGGAGAGACCAAAAUCAACUGUGUUCGUCUGGCUACGAAAGCACCAAUGGGCAGCGCCCAGGUGACCCCGGGGACUCCACUCUGCCUCCUCACCACAGGUGCCUCCACCCAGAAUUCUAACACCGUGGAGCCAGAGAAGCAGGUAGACAACACUGUGAAGAUGGCCGGCGUGAUCGCUGGUCUCCUCAUGUUCAUCAUCAUUCUCCUGGGCGUGAUGCUCACCAUCAAAAGGAGAAGAAAUGCUUAUUCCUACUCCUAUUACUUGAAGCUGGCCAAGAAGCAGAAGGAGACACAGAGUGGAGCCCAGAGGGAGAUGGGGCCUGUGGCCUCUGCCGACAAACCUACCACCAAGCUCAAUGCCAGCCGCAACGAUGAAGGCUUCUCUAGCUCUCAGGACGUUAACGGAUUCACAGAUGGCAGCCGCGGGGAGCUGUCCCAGCCCACCCUCACAAUCCAGACUCACCCCUACCGGGCCUGCGACCCUGUGGAGAUGAGCUAUCCUCGGGACCAGUUCCAGCCCGCCAUCCGGGUGGCUGAUCUGCUGCAGCACAUUACCCAGAUGAAGAGAGGCCAGGGCUACGGGUUCAAGGAGGAAUAUGAGGCCUUACCGGAGGGGCAGACAGCUUCGUGGGACACAGCCAAAGAGGAUGAAAACCGCAAUAAGAAUCGAUACGGGAACAUAAUAUCCUAUGACCAUUCCCGAGUGAGGUUGCUGGUGUUGGAUGGAGACCCACACUCUGACUACAUCAACGCCAACUACAUUGAUGGGUACCAUAGACCUCGGCACUACAUUGCAACUCAAGGUCCAAUGCAGGAGACUGUAAAGGACUUUUGGAGAAUGAUCUGGCAGGAGAACUCGGCCAGCAUCGUCAUGGUCACAAACCUCGUGGAAGUGGGCAGGCACCCAGCGGAACACACUGUGGGAAAUGCCACUCUGGGCCGCGCGGCGUCCCCCGGAAUGGUGAAGUGUGUGCGCUACUGGCCAGAUGACACAGAGGUCUACGGAGACAUUAAAGUCACCCUGAUCGAAACAGAUCCCCUGGCAGAAUAUGUCAUACGUACCUUCACAGUCCAGAAGAAAGGCUACCACGAGAUCCGGGAGCUCCGUCUCUUCCACUUCACCAGCUGGCCUGACCACGGCGUCCCCUGCUAUGCCACCGGCCUCCUGGGCUUCGUCCGCCAGGUCAAGUUCCUCAACCCCCCCGAAGCUGGGCCCAUAGUGGUCCACUGCAGUGCUGGAGCUGGGAGGACUGGUUGCUUCAUUGCCAUUGACACCAUGCUUGACAUGGCCGAGAAUGAAGGGGUGGUGGACAUCUUCAACUGUGUGCGUGAGCUCCGGGCCCAGAGAGUCAACCUGGUGCAGACGGAGGAACAAUACGUGUUUGUGCAUGACGCCAUCCUGGAAGCGUGCCUCUGUGGCAACACCGCCAUCCCGGUGUGCGAGUUCCGCUCUCUCUACUACAAUAUCAGCAGGCUGGACCCCCAGACCAACUCCAGCCAAAUCAAAGACGAAUUUCAGACCCUCAACAUCGUGACUCCCCGCGUCCGGCCUGAGGACUGCAGCAUUGGGCUCCUGCCCCGGAACCAUGAUAAGAAUCGGAGCAUGGAUGUCCUGCCUCUGGACCGCUGCCUGCCCUUCCUCAUCUCGGUGGAUGGAGAAUCCAGCAACUACAUCAAUGCAGCACUGAUGGAUAGCCACAAGCAGCCCGCCGCCUUCGUGGUCACCCAACACCCUCUACCCAACACCGUGGCAGACUUCUGGAGGCUGGUGUUCGAUUAUAACUGCUCCUCCGUGGUGAUGCUGAAUGAGAUGGACACUGCCCAGCUCUGUAUGCAGUACUGGCCUGAGAAGACCUCCGGAUGCUACGGGCCCAUCCAGGUGGAGUUCGUCUCCGCAGACAUCGACGAGGACAUCAUCCACAGAAUAUUCCGCAUCUGUAACAUGGCUCGGCCACAGGAUGGGUAUCGUAUAGUCCAGCACCUCCAGUACAUUGGCUGGCCCGCCUACCGGGACACACCCCCCUCCAAGCGCUCUCUGCUCAAAGUGGUCCGACGGUUGGAGAAGUGGCAGGAGCAGUAUGACGGGAGGGAGGGACGCACUGUGGUCCACUGCCUAAAUGGGGGAGGCCGCAGUGGGACCUUCUGUGCCAUCUGCAGCGUGUGCGAGAUGAUCCAGCAGCAGAACAUCAUUGACGUGUUCCACAUCGUGAAAACAUUGCGCAACAACAAGUCCAACAUGGUGGAGACCCUGGAACAGUAUAAAUUUGUAUACGAGGUGGCACUGGAAUAUUUAAGCUCCUUUUAGCCUGAUGGGAUGGGGAACCUGCCGGAGUCCAGAACCUGCUGCAGCCAAGCCCCCUUUUCUGUGAGCGGCAGUGACUGGGCCCAGGGACUGAGAGGCGACACCCUGCCCAACUCCAAGGAGAAGACUUGUGGUCCCGUGUUCUGUGGUGGGCUCUGCACCUUCUGGGGGAGGGUCUCCUGUAGCUGUGGGAGAUGCUGUUCUGAAAGGCCAAGGUUUCGCUUCCACACCCAGCCAGCCACAGCCACGGUCCAUGCAGAAGUGCACCCACAGCAAGGCCCCAGAUUUUUCGGUUCCUAGACCUCUUGCUUUUGCUCUUUUCAAGUGUGUGAAUUUCAUGGCAGGCCGACUGCGUGGUGCUGGGGAGUGGCAGGCUCGGCAGCACCUCCCUGUCCUGCUUGUCCUUGAGAGUGGAGGGGAUGUGGGUUCUCUCCCACGCUGCUAUGGAAAUGGUUGAGUUCUUGAGGUCCCUGCUCUGCUGCCCCCUGCAAUCUCCUUCAGGGGCCUCUGGCACUGGACACCUGCCAGUCUGGAUCAGUGUGACCUCAGGAUGCUCCCAAGACCACAGCAGAGGUCCCCGUCCUCACACCUAACCUGCAUGGGGCUUGGCCCACUACCAUUCUCUACCCCUCCCCCAGCCUGGGUCUUGACCUGCUGUCAUUCACUGGCCAGCCCGCUGUGUCCACAGCACCCUUCAAUAAAGGUUUUCUUUGCUUUUCUGUGGUCAGUGGGAGGGGGUGGCACUGCAGGGAACUUUCCUGCUCCUCCUUGUCUUUGUGAAAAGGGACCACCUCCCUGGGGCAGGGCUCUGGCUGACCCUGUGUCUCUUCGGUGGUGGCUCCUUUUGGAGGGAUGAACAACAUAAGAGUUGAUUAUUUUCCAAAGUGUAUGUGAGAAGAAACUUUCUUUGGGGGAGUGUAAAAUCUUAGUCUCUUAUGUAAAAAAACAAAAAAGGUGGGGAGAGAAUUCAGAUGUGUAGCUGUAAAACAAAUCUCUUUCCUGACAAUGUCCUUAAAAGGUCCCACCUUGGGAGAGCACAGCCAUUGAGCAAGGGAGAGAUGGCCUAGUCUGAAGAUGGUCCCUUUGGUUUCUAGAGCAGAUAGAGUACCAGCUUUGUGCAUAAUCUUGGAUCCGCAAAUUCCAAUUCCUUCCUGGAGAUCCCAGCUGCCAUCUUGAAAAAGGUCAUUGUGGACCCAGUUAUGCUUUGGUUUAAAACAGGCCAAAGGGAUCAGAAGAUCUAGGGUCUUGCCCAUAAUGUAGGUGAGUAAAUGAAAGGGAACCAACAUUUGCUAAGCAUCUACUGUAUGCCAAGCUUGGCACAUUCCAUAUGACAUCUCAUGCAACCUUAGAAUCCCCAUGAGCCAGCUAUUAACCUGUUAUCUCCACUUUACAAACUGAGGCAUUCUCCUCAGUGAUGAAAUUCUGGGUUCCAAAAAGACAGAUAAUGAUGUUGAGACUUAUUUGUACUGUUUUCUUCAUCCUUCCUCAGCCAAGCAAUUAUUUUAUGGAGAGAAAAUAAGGCCAGAAACUUCUGAGCAGAGAACUCCAUAAUGGAAAUUUAAUUCUUUGUUUCUGAUGCCAGUUCUUCUGGGAAGCCCAGAAUUUCAGAUAUGUUUUAGUAACUCAUUCUCAGCUCCCCAGGAAAGCUAGUCUCAUUUAAUAUCUGAGCCAGUGGAAACAAUUCCCUGUUCCCUCAGGCUAUGAGUUCUGCCAACCAGGGACACUCUCUCUACCUUGGUCUCUAGCUGGCUCUUAGGUACAAUAUCUGGCAGCCUGGGGUGGCCUGGGAUGGAGCAAUCUCCAUCUUGGAGGCUCAUCUAGCUCCAGACAGGUCAUGGGGAGCACAGAAUUUAAUAAGGCACAAUUUUUGCCCUCAAGAGCUCACUGUAUACUGGGUAACUUGAACCACGGUGCAACGUGCAAGUGUUAUAGAGUCGAGGAACAUGACAGAUUCUUGCCCAGGGCUUUCUAGAGAAGGUGACAUCCAUUCCAGCUGGGUCUCAACAGGUAGAAAAAGGAAGACAAGGAAAUUCAGGCCAAGGAAUCAGUAUGUACAAUGGCAAAAAGGUGUGAGAAAUCACUGGAUGGGUGGGUUAUAUGGUGGGAGGUCAGCUCAGGUGGAGCACAGCAGACAGGAGGCGUGGCAGGAGAUGAGCAGGGUCAGGGAGAUGAACGCUCCACUGAGAGUGCAGACUUUGCCCCUGUGGGCAACAAGGAGCCAGCAGAGCCUUUGAGUGAUGGGCUCAGCCAAGUGUCAGAGAAGGCUCCCUCUGGGGGAGUGGGGCUGCCUCUUUUCCUUUCAUCAGACACUGUGAAAACACAUUCCCUUAAGUGUUUACUUUUUAAUAUCUCAUCUAUUUGUCUGUCUGCUCAUUAUUUUGUUGCUGGAACAAAAUGCAGUGGAUCAUGAGAUGCAGCUUCUAUGAGGAACUUUGGGUCUCUGCUCUACCACAGAGCAGGGUGACCAACCCAGGCCUCCAGGCCCAUGAGGACAGGACUUGAAAGGGACCCGCAGAAGCUGCUCCCAUUGGCUCAGGCUCUGGAGCUAUCUGGAAGUCUAGGGACACAGACUUGAUCAAGGAAGGGCUGUCACUUUGGAGGUUCAAAAGGAGGCAUCUCAAAGCGAAGGAAGGCAAAGGAGCCCCACGAUGAACUUGAUCUUCUCCUUUCAUGGGCCCCUUCCCAGGUAUGCUUGAGCAGGUCCCCAGGCCCCAGCCCCCAGUGGUCCUGCUGGCUUCUCCUGGCUCCAGCCCACUGUUCCAGCCAGCCUUCCCCCAGCCUUUAAGGAGCCUGUAGCAAAGCAAAUCAGCCUGUUACAUGCUCUUCCCUCAAAUCUUGGCUCAUCCUUACAGAAUGGUAGUAGGGAGGCACUCUCUAACACAAAUCCUGGGCUUUUUUCUGUUCAGGAAAGGGUGAAAUAGCUGGCAGAUAAAAAUGACAGUGUCUUCUAUCAUUUCAAAUGGUAAGAAUUUAAAAUGUGACUUCAGGGAGAAGGAACAUUGUGAAAACUCAGGCCACGGUGGGGUAACCCAACAAGGGCCAGUGAUGGUUCCCCCAGCUCAUCCCCUCAUUCCUCACAACCCAGCCACCCUCCAAAGAAGGUAGGGCAGUGAACGAGUCUUGGGCCAGUGUACACAGGAGGAAACUGAGGCUUGUGGAUGGGGAUGCCUUCCCCAGGAUCCUGCAUGGCAAGUGUGAGACAGAGCUUAGAGGAGAUAGGGCACUGGUGCCCAGGAAUUUGGACUUAAUCUCUUCCCCAAAAAACCUUCUGAGCAAACACCACCUCCCCCAAGGUAUCUUCCCACCCCUCCCCACUUAUAGGGUGAGCUGACCUUUCACAUGCAGAGGAAAAUAGUAUUAAUGCUCUCUGAGUCUCCACAGCAAGGGCUAGCCUCUUGUCUCUUGGGUACCAAAGACGGUACCCUUACUUAGUACAGAACUUCGUGAUUCUCACCUCUUAGGUGUGGACUCUGUUUGGAGAAAAUGCAAGGAAUUAAUGAGAAGCCAGGAGCUGUCCCCACCUGCAUGUGUUUAUGGCCUAGAUAGCUUCAGGAUAUAUCUUCACUGUGUCCCAACAUUGUGUCCUCUCACUCUUUCUGGUGUGAAGAUCCUGGGUCAGCCAGGGGCCUCCGAGCCUCUAGAUGGCCACAGUAUACCUUUCUUUGUGGGAACAGAAGGGGCCAGGUUGCUUUUGGUGCUGGCCUUCUCUUUAGGUAUGGCCUGAGCAAUGGCCUGCCAGAUGUCAGCCCUCACAUGGAACCAGCAGACCCUGUGCUGGGGACUCCAAAGUCUGAGCUCACUGAAUUCUUCCAAAAUUCAUCAAAAGUGUUUGUGAUUGUUACCAUUUUACAGAUGAGAAAACUGAGGUUCAGAGGGAAGAAUCAUUUGCCCACAGUUCCACAGCUAGUGAGUGAGGGAGCCAGGAUUUAAAUGGGUCUUUUUUACUUCAAAGACAAUAUUUUUCUACCAUUGUGUCUCAGAUUUCCCCAUGGGCUACCCAUAAUAGCAAAGACUAGAGUGAAACAGAUAACCCAAUGGGUCUUGUAAAGCCCAAAACAGACACUGGGAAGCUUACAAUUCUUUCAUGGUUCCAUGUUUUACUUUAACAAUUCAUGUGAUAUUUGCAUUCCACUCUAAUUUUGCCUGAUUUCUUUUAAUAUGACAGUAUAAAUAUUUUUUAAACCACAUGGGCCCUGUCCCUCAUGGGAUUUUGAUCCCCUCAACUCACUACGAUGGACCCUAGGGAACUGUAUCCCAGUCUGAGAGGCACAGUGCCUGGCCAUGCUGCUUCUUCCUGAGGCCAAUUCAAGACUCAAGUUCAAGUCCAGCUCACCUUACCCUAGGCAGAUCCUUUGGUGUGGGGGUCUAUCCUGACCUCACUGUUCAUGGGUUGAUCUCAACUCAAGUCUUCAGGUGGAUGCUGGAAGGAACCCAUUGACAUAUACUAGAAUGAUGAGGAUGUUCCCAUCUGGCGUGGUGAAGGCUGAGCCCAUAAAACCCUAAAGGUAAAGGAGAAGGCGGACACAGCCUUACUCAGUGGAUUCCUGAAUGCUGGGUCUUCUAGAAGGUGGUGCCCUUUGUCCAGGCAGAGUCAUGUGGUUGCUAAUAUGGACAAAUCUGAGGACACACUUUACAGGAGGGGCUGGGGUCUGGAAGGCUUCUCACUUUACUUCAACUACACAUACUUACUGGUUUCUUACAACAUGCAGGGCCCUUGAGGGGGUGCUACCAGGAAGCACAGGUUACUAUGGCACAGUUCAUCCCUUGGUGAGGCAUGGGGUUGUUGUGGAAAGAGCUCAGUCUUCAGUUCUGAUGCAAGCCCAGCCAUUUCUUGGCUAUAGAAUGCUGGGCCAAUCAAUUAAUGGAAAAAGAUGUGAAGAGAGGAGGCUUGGCCAGGUAGGGGUAGAUUUGGAGAGCUUUGGGCAGGAAAAUAGGAAGGCAAACCAAGAAGUUGAGACCCAACUGGAAUACUCAGAACCAAUACUGCAUAUGGACUACUAGGCAAAGUGGUCACUUCUAUGACAUAACAGGACAGGGGAUGAGGAAGGACUGGCCAGAACCACUUGUUGCUUUAAUACAAGUCUCAGUGUCUUGGAGAAAAGAUGAUAAUUUUCCCUCUGACCACUCGUGUUUAUUCAUCAUCCAUUCCCCAUUGCUAAGCUAGCUCCUGCUGUGCAUCAUCACCAGGAACCACAUUUCCUAAGCUGUGGUAUGAAUCUCUGUAGUGUGCACAGAGGUGUCAGUCUAGCAAGGCUGCUGCAUACAGCAGAAGUGAGGCCCAGGGAGGAGCAGCCAGGUACUUAUCAUGUCAUUUCUGCAGGAGUGACUGCCCAACCCAGAUCCAGAGACACUGAAGGGAAUUAUAAUUCUCCUGCAUCUUACAGCCUUAGAACAGAGUGAAGAAAGCUAUCCUCUCUUAACCUGGACAAUGGCCACUCCUGGGCGGGACAGACAGGCCAUUAGCACCAAGCUGAGUCAGGAGGAAUGCCAUGGAAAAUAUGGGUGAGCCCAAGGAUAAGAUGAGCAGGAUGCUAAUCCUAAAUCAUAAGGCCAAUAGCCUGUGCUAGGCCAAGAUCCCUGGGGAUAAAUGUUCAACCCAAGCUGAAGGGUGGGUCAAAAGAUGAGUGACAUGGAUGGCCAUUUCAUCUGAAGGCCUGAGUUGCUUUCUCCAUCAUCAGACUAGUCUGAACUCCUUCUCAGCCAAUGACGCCAGCUCCAAAUCACAGCCAGGGAAAUAGGUAAAGUGAAUCCAACUAAAGGAGACCAGCUGAGAUUCAGCCUUGUUCUUAUAUUCCCAUGCAGGGGCUCCAUGGCUCCAUGUUGGAGGUUUUCCAUGUAUACAUAUCUAGAAAUGAUAAAAUGUAGGCUUUGGCUUCACCUAGCAGGCAUCUGCCUUUGAGGUCAUGUACUAUUUGAACAGCAUGGAGAGAAGUCAGUGGCAGAGAGUAGAGGGGGCUGUUCUAGCUCCGGUUUCCUCUGACACAUAUUUCAGGGUCAUAGAUAUGACCCUCAGAAGCAAAGCAGAGGUGUCUAAGCCAUAGUUGUGCACAUAGCAGACUCUCUUCCGGUUUACUGGUGACCAGAGAUAGACUUUUGCAUGGCACUAACUGACUGUACCACUGUCUUGUAGAGUCCAAGACCAUCUCUUUCAUCCCUCUCACCUACCUCCAGAAAAAGUGGGAAAAGGUCAUCAAAGGGGCCACAUUCACCCCCUGAAAUUCACCCAUGAAUGUUAGGUUCACUAAGAGGAGGAGUCAGAACCCGCAAUGGGAGACCCCAGGCCUGGCAUCCUAGUUAUCUAAGAGAUUGGGAGUAGUCCACUGGGGCUGAUACAAGGGAUGUGGGAAGACUUAGGAUGGAAGAGCGUUCAAAGGGAGGAGCUGUUGGGGCUGAAUCACGAUGGAGCUUCCUUCUGGAUCUGAGAGCUGCCCUGGGUCAUGGAAUUUGGACCCUGAUCCUUGGUUGGAAUGUUCAAAGAAUGAGAGUCCGGGGGCCUUAGAGUGUUGUACAAGAAAGUAUUGGUAUGAAAACCUGGAACUCAAGGUAAUUAGUGUAACUCAUGGUUCCUUGGUGGGUGGGACUUUUAGGUUUGGGGAAGGAAGGAGAAUGUGAAGUAACUUACCAAAAUUGAGUCCCUGUACAUGUAUUUCAGCGCCUUUGGGCUUGUGAAUACAUAUCAGUGGGGCUCCUAGGUGAUGGUCCAGCAAACUCUCAGUGCCCGCCAUGCCCCUCUCUCUGCCAUGGAAGAUUAAUGAUGUAGGGCGUUCCUUGGGCCAAAGCCCCCAGGGCAAUCUGGAGGCUCAGAGGGCAAAGUGGUAUCAUCAGACUUCCAAAGGGUCAGGCAGAAUACUAGUGCCUAUGUCCUCCAUAGGUCUGCAGAAUGUUAGACAAAUUCAAGCACAGUUUCCUAGUCCCAGGUCACUCCCAUGAGUGGAACUAGGUCCAAGAGGUGAAACGUACUAGAUGUAAGGAAGAACUUGCUAUCUGCCAGAGAGGAUGAGCUGCCCAUCUCAGCAGUGGUCCAGCAGAAGCCAGACAUCUCUUUAAGGGAAAAAGAAGCAUUGCUGAGGUGGCUUUUAAGUUGCUUCCACCCUAGAUGGCUGAGAUCUUAUGGAGCUAGGACCGUGUUUGAACUCCUUCAUUCCCUCAGAGCACAAAGCCAAACAGGUUGUACUUGGUUUGUGGAGGUUGAAGCCCCCUGCUCUCCUACCCAAGUCUUCCCACCACACAGGCCAAUAUGCUGUUCUGGCCGCACAUCUAAGGCUCAUCCAGGCCAGUUAUCAUCAAAGAGCCUGGAGAGAACAGUUGCUUAGCCAUAGAGCCAAUGCCCACCAACAUCUCUGAUGAGACCAGGCAUAAUUCAGACCCACUGGCCAACAGGGCCAUCAGUGACAGCCAGAACCAGUAGAGGUCCAAGCAGGACCCAAAGCAGGGCUUUGCUUACUAUACACAUUAUCUCCAGAGGUUAAUUCUACCCCUACUCCCUACUUGAGGCCUGUUGGACCAGAUUGCAAGAGGGAAAGCACAGUGACACAGUUGACACAUGAUUAUAAUCAUCCCCAGUGCAUCCAUUUCCUUGCCAGGUGGAUCCUGAGCUAGCCCAGGUCACUCCAGGCUAAUCUUAUUGGCAGUUAAACUCAAAAGCACUUUUCUACCUUCUCUUUUCACCCUAUAUCCUACUAGCCAAUGAAAGACAAAGAGGCGAGGCUUCUACCAUUGCCUUGGGUACUGGACACCAUCAGAGCCCUCAAAGGGCCAUCAUGGGGUUCCCGCUCAACUCCAGGGAGACUGACAUUUUCACAUCUGCUGGACAUAUGAUAUUGCAUGAGACCAAAGUCUCCACACUGUUUGCAGCCUCUUCCAUGAAUCCCAAUGGCCUGCACCUGUACAGUUUGGGUGUUUGAUAGAUAAAGCACGUAUGAGAAGAGAAAACAAGAUAAAUUAACUUUUAAAAGAAGCCAGCACUGUGCUGUCAAUAUUCUUUUUUUUCUUUUCAUUUCCAAUUCUAGCUUAAAAAAGCAGAAAGUAAAUAAUGUCAGGUCAAUGAAUAUCAAUAUAUUUUUUGACUGUACAUUACAGUGAUGUGUAAUCUUUUUACACCUGCAAGUUCAUCUUAUUUAUUCUUGUAAAUGUUCCCUGACAAUGUUUGUAAUAUGGCUGUGUUGAAAAUCUAUACAAUAAAGCUGUGACCCUGAGAUUCAUGUUUUCCUAA